Molecule: messenger RNA, 786 nt
Organism: Leptosia nina
Lineage: Eukaryota; Metazoa; Arthropoda; Insecta; Lepidoptera; Pieridae
Source: the annotation of a GenBank genome assembly
AUGAAUUUAUACUUAAUAAGCGCUUUUAUUCUUACAUGUUUACCGUUUUCGCUACAAACAAAACAUGACUUUGAUUUAUUGAUAUUUACACAAAACUGGCCGGCGACAGUAUGUAAGGAAUGGAAGAAGAUGAAUCCUCAGCACCAAUGUUCCAUGCCACGUAAAAACGAUGCUUGGUCUAUUCAUGGCAUAUGGCCAACAAAAUUGGGUACGAUCGGACCAUCGUUUUGCAAUAGGACCUGGUUAUUUGACCCUGACAAAAUUCAACCUAUUGAGAACAGGUUGUUAGAGGAAUGGACUAAUAUUUUUAAUGGCACUUCCAACUAUGCACUCUGGGCUCAUGAAUGGACAAAGCACGGGACUUGCGCUGCCCAACUAGAAACUCUGAACUCUGAAUUCAAGUACUUUUCAAUGGGUCUUGAUUGGCUAGAGAAAUAUUCCAUGGGGAACAUUCUUAGUAAAGCUGGUAUAACUCCAUCAAAUUCUCAAGACUAUCACAUAACAGCUAUAAAUGACGCUAUAAAAAAACAAUUAGACAUAGACCCUGCUAUCGAAUGCAGAAAAAUGGAUGGAUCGAGUUUUAUAACUGAGAUACGUAUUUGCUUCACAAAGGAUUUGAAAUUGUGCGACUGUGAUGGGGUUCUGGCUCGUCGGGAUAUAGGUUCCGACUCUAUUAUUACCAACUGUGAUGGUAAUAAAAAUAUAAUUUAUCCCCAUUAUAAGGAAAACAGUAUGUAUAUACAGUUAUACAAAUUGGUGACCUGGUUGCAGUGGUUUACUUUUUAA